This is a messenger RNA of Amphiprion ocellaris (clown anemonefish), 3756 nucleotides long. RefSeq names its product microfibril associated protein 3 like (gene mfap3l). The transcript has 5 exons. The record is from RefSeq and is a predicted model, not a curated record. The coding region runs from base 313 to 1563 and encodes 416 amino acids. Lineage: Eukaryota; Metazoa; Chordata; Actinopteri; Pomacentridae.
AAUACGUUGCGUCUAAUUUGCUGGGCAAUGGGACCUGAGCAAAACCAACUCGACGACGUUGCCUCCCCGUGAGUCCUGGAGCUCAGGAAACUAGUUGUCGGCUCAGAGCGGAUAUGAAGCGGUAGGAGGAGGAUGGAGAUGCCGGAGGAGAAAUAGCCAACGACCAAGCAUCGAUCGCUUUGUUUCCUACCAAACAUUCAAGCUCGACCGGCGACAGACCAUGAUUGAGCUGUUUCAUGCCACAGAGCUGAAUACCAAAUUGCCUUCCACUAUCAAGAGAUAGCCAGUCUGCAGGAUGGAGUCCCGAGAGGAAUGACAGAGUCUCUUCCACCGUGGGUGACGCACCGACAGUCGGAGAAAAUGCACUGGGCCGGUGGAUACGUUUUUCUGCUCCUGGUGUCCCUUAUCGCCUCUCGCACCGCUGGGGCCUUAUCAGUGGACACGGAUGGAAACCGUACGGAAAACGGCAACUUGACAGACGGCGGAUUUGUCCCAGUUGCGUUCACAAAAGUGAGCCAGAUAAUUGCCCGGGAGGGGAGCUGCGCACUGAUUGAUUGCAAUGUCACCGGAGAGCCGUUCCCCAGCAUUCAGUGGUUCAACUCCCAUGGAGACCGUCUGGACACGGAGCCGAGCGGUGGGAAGUGGUGGCUGCUGGACAACGGUGUCCUCAACAUCACCAGCAUCGAGUUUGCAGACCGUGGAAAAUACACCUGCAUGGCAUCCAACGUGCACGGCAGCUCCAACUGCACGGUGACGCUGCGUGUGGUCUUCACUAACGGUGACAUGGGCGUGUACUACAUGGUGGUGUGUCUGGUCACCUUCACCAUCAUCAUGGCCCUGAACGUCACACGCCUCUGCAUGAUGAGCAGCCACCUGAAGAAGACGGAGAAAGCCAUCAACGAAUUCUUCCGCACAGAGGGCGCCGAGAAGCUGCAGAAGGCCUUCGAGAUCGCCAAGAGGAUCCCCAUCAUCACCUCGGCCAAAACGCUGGAGCUGGCCAAGGUGACGCAGUUCAAGACCAUGGAGUUUGCGCGGUACAUCGAGGAGCUGGCUCGGAGCAUCCCGCUGCCGCCGCUCAUCAUGAACUGCCGCACCUUCAUGGAGGAGAUCCUGGAGGUGGUGGGGGUGGAGGAGAUGAGGCACACCUUUGUCAGACAAGCUCCGGAGGGGCGGCACGACGCAGCCUGCAGGGUUCCCUCCAUCGGGGCGAGAGACGUCUUCACCAUCCUGCAGGAGAGAGAGAGGGAGCGAGGGAGGGAGCGCAGCGAGUCGCCUGCCGCCGACUCGGACAACUCCUCGGUUCAUGAGCAGCCGCAGCACAUCGCCAUCCAGGUGUCGGUCCACCCGCCGCUCGCCGUCAGUGGUUACUGCAGCAUAGAAGCUCCACCCCAUCCGGAGGCCACAGGCGCCUCUCCUCCCCCUUCCUCACCCCCGCCGCUUGCUCCUCUUCAACACGAGGAGCAGCUGGAUGUUGAGGGAGAGCAGAGCGGCGAACAGGCUGCAGCAGAACCGACGGCAGAUAAGACGCCUCCCUGCCAGGUGUUCUAUGAGAGCCAUGUGUGACGAAACAAACGGAUACGUUUUCCUGCUAUGCAUUUCCACUUGAAAAUGAAAAAAGGUCAUUUUUGAUUUCAUGUUUUGGACAGAAGCAAUCACGUUUUAUUUAUCUUUUCUGAACAUAAUCUCUUGAAACCUUUGUAAGCUGAUCUACUGAGAACAAAUCAAAAGGUUUUUAGAAACUUGAGCAUUUUUUUCACUCUGGAUUUUCAUGCUUGAAUGUACACAGGAGGAGUAAUGAAUAUUGUUAAUGUACAAAGCAAAGAAUUGUAAAGGAACAGUUCCUGUGUUGAGGUUUUCGUAGCUCAGACUAUUACUUAAAGAAUUAGGGUACUUCACUCUUGGGGGGGAGGAUGAUUUUUCAGUUAGUUUCUUACAGUGCUAGGGUUUUUAUGACUAACUCCAAAAAUCUGCCUCAAGCUGCUCUUUAUGCUGUUUUUUUUUAAACCAUGAAAGCAGGCUUCUUCCAUUCGCUCAAGAAUUCACUCACAUCCAGCUACUGCUACAGCCAGUCUGCUGUUGUCCUACUAUGUCCUGCUCACCUAGAGAUGCAUGCUGGACUGAAAAAAAAAACACGGGAGAGUUGGGUCACAUUUUCAUGAUUGUAUGGCCUUCUGCACUUCCAAAAAUAAAUUAAAAAAAAAUAAAAAAAUAAGAGGGCAAGCCAGGUGAACCUGUCAGUAUAUUUCUUGAUUGGAAACACCUCUGGGUGGAGUUUGUAUCCUUGUCUCCUUUGAAAUGUUUUCAAGAGUAUUAUAUUAUUACCCAUUGUGGUGUGAUUUUGUUUCUCAGCUAGUUUAGGCAGAUUUAAAACAGUCUUUUGUCUCCUUCCUCCUCAUAGAGAGGAGCAGCUUCUUUUGCUGCGUCAUGUGCUAAUUUUAAGUUUAAUUUGACUCCUGACCUGAUCUCUCAGCAUCGUCUUGCUUCUGCAGGAGCUUUACAGUACAGUCGCACUUCUGCUGCAUGUGUAAGUGGACGGUUGAGAGGUUUCUCUGGGACUAAAAGGACUCCUUUUGUUUUUUCCUUUGCUUGGCUAACAGUCCAGUGUGUGGCAGAGAUGAAGUGGACGCUGUUCUGCUUUUACUGGUGCUCUUGAGAUGCCUCUUUUUUGUAGUGGAAUAAAAUGGAAGUGCUGUGCAAAAAAAAAAAAAAAGUUGGUUGAAAUGUGUUAUUUUUGUAGUUCUUAAUGGCACAAACAGACAUGACUAAAUAUGAGCCUUCAUUACUCCGCCAAGGAACGCGGCGGAGUUAUGUGACGAUCACAGUUAAUGGUAUUUACGCAGCUAAUCAACGUCAGGCGUCCUUAUGUGCAGCCACCUUGUUGUCAUAGAUAUGAAUGAGUAGAUAGGACACGCCCCUUUGAGCUGCGUGCUACAGCGAGGCUAAGCUAGUGGGGGCAAAGUUUCAGUGCAUUCCGUUGAUGUAGACGGUGUGAAAACGGAAACAACAAGUAUGCCGGCUCACUGUGCUGCAUACAAUUACACACUACGUCGUACGAUUGAGACAAGGAAACUUGGAAUGACUUUUCAUAGGUUUCCCAGAGACUAUGGGUUGAGGAGGAAUUGGAAGUUUGUCAGCUUAGACCUGGUGUCAUUCCAUCAGUGUUAAACUUCCCGGCUCAUCUUGGAAGAGUAUGUGCCAGAAAGACCACGACCAAGCAGCCUUGAGAUCUUAGGCAGCGUCUCCCUGAGGUCCCUCUCUAUCUCCCCACACAUCCACCAACCACUGGAACACAUCUCCAAAGUUCUGCUGGGCCAGCUCAGCUUCCCCUCAGAAGAAGUGCUGCCACCUGCCAGAUGAAGGAGCCUUUUGACAGGCAGCUGGCAUCAUGAUUGGACUGUACUUUGGUCUGUUCCAAUCCAGCUUCAGCUCCAGAGACGGCAGGCGGGACGAGUCAACGGAAGCCUGGUGGACGAAGACAUGCAGCUGAGUACAAUCCAGAAAACAACAGAGGAGGAGUGCAGUGGCCCAGAGCCAGAACAACCAGAGUAGCAUGGUAUGUCUCUUAGAAAACAUCAUAGUAUAGCCUUUGGUAUGAAAAAACGCCAUCAUAUACAUCGUAUAUUGUACAAAUAACAAGUCAAAGGAAAGAGACAUCAGUUGUAGAAUUGUAGUAAUUGUGGGCUGACUGAUUUACUGAUUAUCAAUAUUUUAUUUUUUACUGAUUUACGGUAAUAAAUACAUUUAAAAAUGGCGCUA